This is a messenger RNA of Fomitiporia mediterranea MF3/22, 1818 nucleotides long. RefSeq lists its product as uncharacterized. Bases 29 to 1723 code for a protein of 564 amino acids. Lineage: Eukaryota; Fungi; Basidiomycota; Agaricomycetes; Hymenochaetales; Hymenochaetaceae. The record is from RefSeq and is a predicted model, not a curated record. The transcript has 5 exons. Gene Ontology annotation, molecular function: metal ion binding.
CGUGCUGGUGCACCUGAGGGUUCUCAUCAUGGCUGAGAUGCCGCGAGGAAUGCCACUCCUAAGUGGACCACCACCAGAGAUCGUGGACGGUCGAGCUGAGCUGUCUUGCAGGAAAUGUAACAAGGAGUUCAAUAUCCUCUUCACCCGAGGAAGGCGCUGUAAUCACUGCGGCUACUCGUAUUGCCAUUCGUGUUCGGACUAUCAGGCCCUCAUGCCACGCAGAGGCGAUGAAGCCGGAUAUGACUGCAUGCCAGUCUGCGCUUUCUGCAUCCAGUAUCUCCAGAUCACCGCGGGAGGGAAAACCUUUCUGCGCUCAGUGCCUUUGUCAAAGCUGAAGAAUUACAUGCAAGCGUACGGACUCAAGAUUAAUACGGGUGUGAUAGAGAAAGACGACAUCAUUAAUGCCAUUAUCACAGCUCGGACGGAGAACGGAUGUUUGCCGAGGUCAAAUGAAAACUAUUACAGGAAGCAUACUGUACCUAGCGGUCAAAUUUCUCGACCGCGGGGCUUAUUCUCGAGACCAGAACGUGUUCAACCGCAACAAAACCUCGAUCCACGAGCUGGCUGGUCUCGAACGAAUAAUUUUGCUCGGCCGGAUUUACAACCCGAUGACUUGCAGCUGGACGCUACGAGACAAUGGAAUGCGCAUCAGGACCAUCUACGACAGCAAGAACAGCGACAGCGAGAAACAAGGAAUCAGUAUGCACCUGCUCCGGGCCCGCCACCUUACGCAACCUAUAAUUCACCACGGCGCAAUGCGAAUGCGAACGCUAGCAUACACAAUGCUUAUUCUGCAUUUCAGAAUCAACGUCCUAGUAGCGUUCCAUUUGAAUCUCCACGGACUUACACUAAUCAGAAUUAUCCAUCGUCGACACCCAAUCAAAGGCCAAAUCCUAGUCCAACAACCCGCCCUGCAACUACCGGUCCGACUGUUUCUCCUUCCCAGCCACCUCAUCAACGCCCUCCACAGCAGCAGUCCCAGCCUCGUCCACCUCGGCCUCAAGCCCCGACCUUGGACGAACUUCUCGCUAUGCAGGAAGAAGAAAUCACAGGACUUAGUAUUGGUGUUCUCAAAGAUAUUCUCGAUGAUAAUCAUGUUAGACCAGGCCUUGUCCUCGAGAAAGGCGAGCUUGUUGAACGUGUAAAAGCUUUAGUUGUUGCGGAACGGCGCGAGAGAGUCCACGCGGAGGCUAUACGCGAACGCGAAGAAUUCGAAGCACAGGAACGCGAAUGGGCUGCGCGGGAACGAGAACGUGCUGUGCGCGAGGCGAGAGAACGCGAAGCUAGGGAGAAGGCUGAAGCAGAGGAACGACAGCGACAUAGGGAUAUGUAUCGUACGACUGUAGAGAGUGCAAGUGACAGUGAUGGUGAUGACAGUGCACCAGGACACUCCGCAUCUUCAGCAGAUUAUAUUCGGGCACAUUCACAUUCUCCGUCUCCGGUACCAGAUGCACCGAAAGAGCAACAUCAACAGAAGAGCGAAGAACAGGAGCCAGUCAACAGAUCGAGGUCUUCAUCACCUCCUUCUACCAAGUCACAAGAACGAAGUGGACUCUGUGUCGUAUGUCAAGACGAAGAUGCGAAUAUUGUUAUCGUUGAUUGCGGACAUCUUGCAUUAUGUCGGGCAUGUUCAGACCUCGUCUGGUCCUCCACACGCGAGUGUCCCCUUUGUCGCACACGCAUAGUUACGCAGGCUCGCUUCCUUCGAGUUUUCAAGUCUUAAUUAUUUUCUCCUUCUGCACAUUUCAAACUUUCGGUUGCUCUGGUACAAUUAAUAUUAGUACUACGUAGACGUUAAACCAGGAAAGAUAUUUGUAC